AGGACUAAUACCGGUGUCCGGAAGUAUGACGUGAUUACUGCCAUCAAUGGAUCAGAUGUGCGAUCGCUGGACGACUUGUAUCGGGCCGUCGAUGAGCUCAUGAUAUCGGGUGUAAUGAAUGUCGUGAUAAAUGCUGAUGGAGUGGUCAGACGGCUAGUACUUCACCCAACGGUCGGUCCACAGAUCGCGCCCUCUGUUUCGUUAAGUCUAUGGACUGAUGGCUAUAACGGAAGUCACGCGAGAAUUCAUUUCUAUGAGAAUAUAACGACUGCCGGCUGUGGAGUCGGCAGGAAAGGGAUGCUUAGGGACAACACUUGCUUUACAUACCAUCCAAAUAGUGAUACAAUGUUUGCCAGCAUUCAAAACGGGCGGGUAGUCCAGACCGGAGAGAUGCCGUGGACUGUGUAUAUCACAAAUAAUCUUGGCGGUUGUGGCCCAAACUGUACGAUGACUGACAUUCGUGUAUAUCCGGGGCUAACGAACCAAAGCAUUGCAAACUAUACAUACUAUACGGGCGGUCAGUAUUUCAUUACUCCGGAGUAUGCACUCAAUCAGUGGCAACCCUUUGACUUGGGGCUAAUCCGACUCAACACUGCUAUACCAUUGGACGGGACGUCAGGUGUGACCGGAAUUAACGCCAUUUGUUUGCCCGAAGAGUGGGUCGUGAAUGAAGACAAAGAGUACGUAAUAUUGAAUGGUUUCGGUGCCGCCGACGAUAACGGCACCGGUUCUGGUGUACAACGCAUUGGUUUUGCUCGCAUUGAGAGAGCACGCAAUGAUCCCAACCAUACUUUGCAACGAAACGCCGCGCUUUACGCCCGACGCAUACCAUUCCCGUCCGGUUCGGCCACAUGUAAA
Medioppia subpectinata is the source of this 858-nucleotide messenger RNA. The record is from the annotation of a GenBank genome assembly. NCBI's taxonomy places the organism in Eukaryota, Metazoa, Arthropoda, Arachnida, Sarcoptiformes, Oppiidae.